CACAACAGUCUGGCCAGGGCUCAGAGCUGCGAGGAGCUUUUUUGUGGUGCGGCUCCAAGGAAGUUUCUUUACAGCGGAUUUAUAGCAUUUUUCCCAGCACUAUGGAGGCUAGAAGGGUUCGGUUGAUCUUUUGCCUUCUGCUGCUGGCACACUGCACACUCCAGCAGACCACCUCAAAGAGAAGAAAUGACAAGAAAGACUCUGCAAACAAUGCUGCAAUUGAGGAGCUGAAGAAACAGAUAAAUGACAUUGUUCAGGAGCUGAACUUGUUGAAAGAGCUGCAGGCUUUACAAACAGUUUGUCUGAGAGGCACAAAGAUCCUCGGCAAGUGUUUCUUGGCUGACCCAGUGAAGAAGACUUUCCACACAGCCAGUGAUGACUGCACUGCUAAAGGAGGCAGCCUCAGCACGCCUCUGACAGGGGACGAGAACGACCAGCUCUAUAGCUACGUCCGCCAGAGCAUCGGCCCCGAGGAGCACAUCUGGCUGGGCAUCAACGACAUAGUGACCGACGGCCAGUGGGUGGACCAAUCGGGGGCCGGCGUGCGCUUCAAGAACUGGGAGACAGAAAUCACCCUGCAGCCGGACGGAGGGCGCAGCCAGAACUGUGCCAUCCUCUCCACCACAGCCAAUGGGAAGUGGUUUGACGAGAGCUGCAGAGCUGAAAAGGCCUCAGUGUGCGAGUUCAACAUCGUCUGACAGACGCCUCCCGACAUUAACGUGGCUCUGUGCAGAUAAACACUCAUAUGAUCAAUAAGUGCGGCUUGCAGAUAAGAAUGAAACGUGUAGCUCAUUUGAUUGCUAUCAGGUAAACAAGGUAGUGCAUCUUUCUUCAGCUCACUUUUUCUUCACCAAGCCAUUGUUGAUGUCAGCUGACUUCACACAGUGGUCUGGGAUACAUUACGUCAUUCUAUAAGCUAAACUCACUGGCACAUAAUAUUUUAGAUGCAUUCAGUAAACUCAUGUAAAACGUAUCAGAUAUUCAUCGAGGUAAACACCACUGGAUGGCUAGUCUUUGUUAUAUGUAUUUUUUCAUGUCACCAUGAGUGUCUUUUCUAUGGCACUUUCUUUAUUCCCAUUUCUGAAUGUCAAAUUUUGCUCUUUAUAUUACAUUAUAUAAUGUUAAUA
Molecule: messenger RNA, 1127 nt
Organism: Xiphias gladius (swordfish)
Lineage: Eukaryota; Metazoa; Chordata; Actinopteri; Istiophoriformes; Xiphiidae
Gene: clec3ba
Product: C-type lectin domain family 3, member Ba
Exons: 3
Coding region: 102-698 (198 amino acids)
Molecular function (GO): signaling receptor activity
Source: RefSeq, a predicted model, not a curated record